Cajanus cajan (pigeon pea) is the source of this 1124-nucleotide messenger RNA. Its product is annotated as KDEL-tailed cysteine endopeptidase CEP1. The record is from RefSeq and is a predicted model, not a curated record. Gene Ontology annotation, molecular function: cysteine-type peptidase activity. Gene Ontology annotation, biological process: proteolysis. Lineage: Eukaryota; Viridiplantae; Streptophyta; Magnoliopsida; Fabales; Fabaceae.
AUGAAGUAUCUUAUUGCUGUUUGCGUUAUCUUUUGGACAUGUGCAUAUCAAGCCAUGUCUCGAACGUUGCAUGAGUCUUCUGCUACUGAAUUACACGAGCAAUGGAUCACACAACAUGAACGGUCUUAUGCUAAUGAUGCAGAGUAGGAGAAACGCUUCAAAAUAUUUAAGGAGAAUUUGGAAUACAUAGAGAAAUCCAACAAUGGUGAAAAAAAGAGGUACAAAUUAGGACUGAAUCAAUUUUCUGAUUUAACUGAAGAAGAGUUUAUCGCUUCACACACUGGGCUCAAGAUUCCAAGUGGACCACAUUCAUCGUCAGUCACACUCUUGAACCUGACUGAUAUUCCAACAAGCCUGAACUGGAAAGAUGAAGGAGCUGUCACCGAUAUUAAGAACCAAUAUGACUGUGGAUGUUGUUGGGCCUUUUCAACUGUAGCAGCUGUAGAAGGGAUUUUCCAAAUCAAAACAAACAAUUUGAUCUCCUUGUCAGAGCAACAACUACUAGACUGUGAUAACAGUAACAAUGGGUGUCAAGGAGGAUUCAUGGAUAAGGCCUUUAACUAUAUCAAAGAAAACGGGGGAAUCGCAACUGAAAACGACUACCCAUACCAAGGAUCUGCUGGAACAUGCAAGACCGAAAUGAAACUAUCUGUCAAAAUAAGCGAUUUUCAAGAUGUAGUUGCAAACAGUGAAGAACAACUACUACAAGCCGUGGCCAACCAACCAGUGUCGGUUGCCGUUGCAGUCAAUGAUAACUUUAAGUCAUAUAGAGAAGGAAUAUUUGAAGGACCAUGUGGAACGGAUCUCAACCAUGCUGUUACUAUAAUUGGUUAUGGGACGAAUGAAGAGGGCACUAAGUACUGGUUGAUCAAGAACUCGUGGGGCGAGACUUGGGGAGAGAAUGGUUACAUGAAGUUGCUGAGGGAUAGUGAUCAAUCUGAAGGUGUUUGUGGUGUCGCUAUGCAAGCUUCUUAUCCAACUAUCACUAUGUAGUCUAUACUAUUCCUUCGUGUGUGCUGUACCAUUGUAGUCAUUUAUUUUAAGCAUCUCGUCUUUUCUUUGUCUCCAAUUUAGCGUACCAACAUGUCAUUUUCCAUAUUUACUAUUUAGGUUUGUCUUUCUAU